AUUCCUAUUCCUUCUUCUUAACUCCCAAGCCACGCGUCCUCACUCGCUCUCCACCUUCGUCACCCAACGCCUCGCAGGCACCUAACAACAUCCUCAAAGACAAGCUUGCCACCAACAACGUCCGCAGUCCGUCCCCCGCCGUCCCCAUGGUGCCAAGCAACGACCCCGCAAGUCAGUACACGAUUCUCGAGAAGCUCGGUACCGGCAGCUUCGGCACCGUGUACAAGGGAAUGCACAAUGAGACGAAGCAAAUCGUCGCAAUAAAGCAAAUCGACCUCGAGGACACAGACGACGAUAUCUCUGAGAUACAGCAGGAGAUUGCACACCUCGCGCAAUGCGACAGUGAGUAUGUUACGCGAUAUUACGGCUCAUUCGUCAAGGGCUACAAGCUAUGGAUCAUCAUGGAGUACCUUGCCGGUGGCUCUUGCCUUGACCUCCUCAAGCCUGGUGUAUUCUCCGAAGCCCACAUCGCUGUCAUCUGCCGCGAACUCCUAUACGGCCUUGACUAUCUACACAGUGAAUGCAAGAUUCACCGGGAUAUCAAGGCCGCGAAUGUACUCCUUUCCGCUUCGGGCCGCGUCAAACUCGCCGACUUCGGUGUCGCUGCGCAGCUUAGCCAUACGCUUCGUCAUACAUUCGUCGGCACGCCCUUCUGGAUGGCCCCCGAGGUCAUUCGCCAGGCCGGCUAUGAUCACAAGGCAGAUUUGUGGAGCCUUGGCAUAACUGCGAUCGAGCUAGCAAAAGGCGAACCGCCUCUUGCUGAGUACCAUCCCAUGCGAGUACUCUUUCUCAUUCCGAAAGCGAAACCUCCGACGCUAGAGGGUGCCUUUAGUCCUGCGUUCAAGGACUUCGUUUCGCAGUGCCUGACCAAAGACCCGAAGCACCGCCCAUCAACAAAGGAACUCUUACAGCACCGCUUCAUCAAGAAUGCACGCCGAACCAGCUGUCUUACCGAACUCAUCGAGCGAUAUCAGGACUACGCCGCGCGCACGCCGCAGAAGAAGGGUGCCCAAAAUGGGAUAGGCAUCAUCCCGCCAGCGCAGCAGAGUUUACGUGGGACGUGGGGGCGCAAUGACACCGUCAGGAGCGAAUGGAUAUUUGAGACCGUUCGGUCCAAAUCCGGCGGAAGCGCCACUAACACGUAUCGUUCACUCGCGCAAGUGCAUUUCGGUGCGAAUGGGGCGGCGAUGCCACCAGGGAUGAUUCCGGAUGAUGAUGCGUCGUAUUACGACGAUGAAGGUGAAAUAGAGGGUCUUGCACCGAUUGAGGAGAGCGAGGAUUCCUAUGACUCUGGUGCAGCGACGAAGGGAAGCGAGGAGCGGCUAUCUGGCGCUGGCGCCCGGCUGGGGAUGAACGAUGAAGCAUCCCACUCGACUGUCGUUAUCCGACCACCACUGCCGCCUAACGGGCGAGCUGCUUUCGACGGGAAAGAUUUUGCUGACGAGGCUGUUGUAGACGCUGAUGCUGGUGGAUUGGGUGCACCUCCUGCAUACGAUCAACCUGGGAUAUCUCAACAAGAUCAACUACCUCAGCAACAGCAACAGCAGCGGGCACCGAGGACCACUCCGUCACCACCCCCGAGCCCGAGAUCGGAACGACGGCGUUCAACACAUGCGGAGCGCACAAAAACAGGGGGGAGCGGCACAGCCCUACGUCCAGCAGACAUUGGGAAUGGUAUUGACACUAUCCGACCGGUGAAGCGCGUCGAUGCCGCCGGGAGUCUGAGGCUCAGUGCAGAGUAUGUUGGAGCCGUACGUGAGGGCACCGAUGGCAGCGUGCGGAUAAAUGGGACUGCUAACUUUGAAGGAAAAGACCAUCGAAGGAAGGCUAGCGAUAAUGCUCGCGCUGGUAGGGCAAUGGUAGAUGAGAUCGUCGUUCCCAUUGUCCAGAAUGCGAUCCAAGACGGAAUGGAAGCGCACGAGAUUGAGGCGCUUAGCAUGCUCGCACGCGGAUUCGUUGACCUGCGCGAAGCAAAUCCUGAGCUCGCAUACUCCGUCAUCUUGGACAUCCUCGCUGGGAUCAACGACAACAACGCGGUUCGGCAACAUGUGUCUACCCUGCGUGGUGGGCUCUUCCCUGCGAAGCGUGUGAUAAGGCGUGGAGAGAUGACUUCUCGAGGUUUGGUAGUUAUAGAACAAGAGUCCGACGAGGGUCAUGGGCAGGUGAAUGGAGUGAAUGGGCAUUCAAUUGUUGGACCUACAGUGGCACCAUCGAACACUUCGACAAAGAGCGGUGGUAGCGGCGAUGAGCCUGCUAAGAAAUCACCGAUCGCAGAGCUGCUCUAUAUGCGUUGGCUGGAGGGUCUCAAGUUGAAAUGGCCGCUUCUCUAGCGUUGGCGUAUUCUCCAUGUGAGGCGACUCUGUUCAUGUACUCCCUACUAUGAUCGAGGGGUAUAUGAUGCAGAGUUGGGUGCUAGGCAGGGUGUCUUAUAGUACUCGUCAGCUGCCUCCUUCGUUCUUGCUCUUUGAUUGCCGCCUCGAUUUGAUCUUCAACGCACCUUUAGGGGUGGUCUUAUAGGUGUCUCUCGCAUCCGCAAUAUCCGUUGCUCGCUUACUUAACCGUCUUAACCCCUCCCCUCCCUUCUUGAUCCCUUCCUAACCUAGAAUAACAUGACACCUGACGAAUAACUGCGACGAGAAACUACUGCAAUGUGCAACCUGCGACGUUGUAACGUAUACCAAAACAAUGUUCUUACGAACGAUACCGGGUCCGACGUGACACUCCCCCCGACCUUGAUAUUCGGCGGUGAUCCCUACGUGACCCACUUGCCCCAUAUUUUCCUGUAUUUCCCCUGUACUCCUCCUGUACUCCUCCCUAUUCUGUAAUUCUCAUUGGCUAUGACCGCUGUCAACCCUUCCUCAUACUUCCAUAUCUUGUUCGCCGCCACUCUGACUUCUUGAACGUUGUUCCUCAACAUCUCACUCAUCACCAUCUUCUCCUCUGUUCACCAUUAACCUGUCAUUACCAUUCACUAUCUAUGAGACGCUCAUUCAAUACAUACUCAUCAUCGUCGGGGGAUGUUUGUUACUUCGUCCUUUCGUCCCACCGUUAAUCUAUUCAUAUCAAUGCUAUGACUAUCCGCAUCGCUUCAUCUGUCUUCAUCUGUCCUUUCCUUUUCUGUCAUCCUGUUUCGUCUUCGUCUUAUUCCUUUCAUUCCUCUUGUUAUCCUCCUGGUUGUGAAUUACACACGUGAUUUGAAGAAGACGGGUAUUAAUGUACUUAGUAUUUGUUUGUGACGAGCACUUCUAAGUUUCUUGGUUCUGUUUAUACUUGUUUUGUUACAUUUUUUGACUUGAUAUUUGAUGGUUAUUUUUAGGCUGGGUUUUUAGUGAUGUUUUUUUUGUCACUUCUAACGCUCGUUUUCGUGCGUUCCCCCUUUCUCAUCUGCGCAUCUAUGGACGUAC
Molecule: messenger RNA, 3404 nt
Organism: Fomitiporia mediterranea MF3/22
Lineage: Eukaryota; Fungi; Basidiomycota; Agaricomycetes; Hymenochaetales; Hymenochaetaceae
Product: Pkinase-domain-containing protein
Exons: 4
Coding region: 147-2330 (727 amino acids)
Biological process (GO): protein phosphorylation
Molecular function (GO): ATP binding; protein kinase activity
Source: RefSeq, a predicted model, not a curated record